AAAACUUUCCAAGUACUUCAUAAAAUACGAAUUGAAAAAUUAUGUUUUUUUGCGGCAAAGUACAUUUUCGUAGUAACAUUAAAAUCUCGAACACUUGUACGAGAAUUUUGUUUUCGUAUUGUGUAACGUCAUGUUGAAAUAAGUCUAUUCAUUAAAGUUGUGAAAGGAUGAGGCGGUUAUUUUUCAUUAGUUUCAUCAUAAAUUGUUUUCCCUUUCUUCAAGGUUUGAACACAACUCGUAUCUGUUUUGAUAACAGGGCAGUUGUGUCAUGUGUUGGAAACCAGUCCAUUGACAUUAUUGUUGUACAUUAUGGUCGAUUUUCCUCAAAUGAGUGCCCUGAUUCAACCAUAAUCCAGGGACAAUGUAAUGGUAGUGCGAAUGUUAGUAUAGCUAUAAAGGAUAUAUGCCAGGGUAAAAAUACAUGUACGUUUAAUAACAUUGCCGCAGGUGUACUUCCAGUUGGUACUUGUACUUCAAACAAUUUAAAACCAUAUGCUGAGAUAUCAUAUGACUGCAAAGGAAAUGUUGAAGAAGAUAUUGUAGACCAGUCCACAAAUGACAGAUCACAAGUGUUACAAAAACUACCUUAUAUACUAGUCGGUGUUGUGGUACUUGUUGUGAUUGUCAUUGUUAGUGCAGUCUUUGUAAGACGGAGACUGAAGCACAAAGAGCAAGCAGAAGUAGAGUACAGAAAACAAACAAGUACAGAAGUGAAUAGUUCUGAUACUAUAGAUAGCGGGAAAGGAGAGAGUCACUAUGAUGAAAUCAGCAUCAGAGACGAAGAAUCAAUCAAAACGGAGUAUAAUCAUUUAAAAUUUCGUGCUUCUAUCAAAACAAAUUGUGGGACGUACAAUAAUACAGACAUUGGUACAUAUGACCAUGCUGAAGGAGUUGUAAGGGGAGUUGAUUUAAACUCGUAUACGUACAACCAUAACGACAUUAAUACAUAUAACACUGCUGGUAUUAAAAAAUCAGCAGACGGUACAGAAUAUAGCAAUCAUUGUUAACAUUUGUACUGAAAUAACUUACCGCUACAUGAACAUGUGUAAGACAUGCAUUUUGUGAAAUGCUUAUUGUGAAACACUUGUUUGAACUACUAUUUGGAGAGGAGUUUUCCGUUGAAGUAUGAAUUACACCUCCCAUUAGUGAUGGGAGGCGCUUUAAACAGUUGAUGUCACUGACAUCUACCAUAGCGCUUUCAAAAAUGAAUAAUUGUAGUACAUUACGUUGUGGAACUUCAAUUUAUGUCGUCAAUUUUAGAUGUUAUGUCGUUACACGUUUAAUGGUUUUAGAACAAUUUUCUUAAGCUUUAGUUCAAAUAAUGUAUAUUUUUAAUUUGAUUUAUAUACUGAUUUGCAUAACAACAGUUUGAUAUACAUUUAAUAAUAAAGAAUUGAUGACAAGUUAAGGAUUGGUUAAGGUCGACCAUAUAGCACACAUUUAGUCUAGCUAUAUCGUAUAGUCAAUCUAUUUGGAAAACAUUUUUAGUAAGAACACAGUUGCUAGAAUAAUAACAAUUGUAGACGUUGCCGCCUCGUCUUUGCUCGGAACGAUCCUGCAAUGAUGAUCAGAAAUACUCGUUUUUAACUUAUCAUUAUUGACUUAUCAAGGAAAAACAACCAACAACAUUGGCUCAGUUUGCCAUUUUUCUAAGAGUUAUUUUCAUCUUUCUGUGUUGCUUUGAAAACUUUUAUCCAAAGUCAUUUGACGGACAUUGCUUGCAUUGCAGGAGGUAUUUACGGGAGUUAAAGAAGCUAGUAAACCGACUGAAUUUGAUUGGAUCUUUUCUGAAACCAGUGAUAAUAGGUUUGAUUGUGCUGAACCGUCCUGGAUACCAUUUGUUAUCAUAUAGUUUCCAACCUUGGUUAAACAAUAAUAAAAUCAUACACUCGACUGAAUGGUGCCUUUAAAUCUCGUGGAUUUUUAUUUCAUAUAUACACUUUAAAAUUCAAACUAAUAAGCUUAAAAACAAAUAAUCACCACGAUGGGUGCUAUAUAUGUGGACUAGGGUGUUUGUAUUGCUCAGUCUUAAUCUAGUUUGUGUAUUGUAGAUUGUUAUUUUCUUUACUUCGUUUUCGAUAUUUUGCAAUGGCGUUAUCGAUCUCCUUAUGGUUGGUUAGUUGUGAUUGUCUUGUCGUUAUCUCCCGUCUGUUUUCCUCUAAUGAUGUAAAGGAUAAAAAUAAAUCCAUAUAAAUUAUAA
Molecule: messenger RNA, 2200 nt
Organism: Mytilus trossulus (common blue mussel)
Lineage: Eukaryota; Metazoa; Mollusca; Bivalvia; Mytilida; Mytilidae
Exons: 5
Coding region: 168-1007 (279 amino acids)
Molecular function (GO): carbohydrate binding
Source: RefSeq, a predicted model, not a curated record